UUAGCGCAGGGCUUACGCGGGGGGCCCGGUCCGCUGCAGCCAUGUGGGCUGGGAGCGGGAGCAGACUUGCCCCGGGUUGCCCGGUCGCCCUAGGGUGCCGAGUUAAGGGGCGGGUUCCUGCCGCUCAUCCUCCGCCCGGCGAGGACUGCCAGGUGCGCGGGCUUCCCAGAGCAGUGUUCUCUGAAGCCUAAAUUAUCCAAUGAAAAUGAAACGCUGGUACAAUGAAUGUUUUAAAGGAAGUUGGGCUACUCACAAGUUACUUCAUAAGAAAGCGAAAGAUGAAAAGGCAAAGCGAGAAGUGUCUUCCUGGACUGUAGAAGGUGACAUUAACACCGACCCAUGGGCAGGUUAUCGAUAUACUGGGAAACUCAGACCACAUUAUCCACUGAUGCCAACAAGACCAGUGCCAAGUUAUAUUCAAAGACCAGAUUAUGCUGAUCAUCCUUUAGGAAUGUCUGAAUCUGAACAGGCUCUUAAAGGUACUUCUCAAAUUAAAUUACUAUCAUCUGAAGAUAUAGAAGGGAUGCGACUUGUAUGUAGGCUUGCUAGAGAAGUUUUGGAUAUUGCUGCUGGGAUGGUUAAACCAGGUGUUACUACUGAAGAAAUAGAUCAUGCUGUACAUUUAGCAUGCAUUGCAAGAAAUUGCUAUCCUUCUCCCCUGAAUUAUUAUAAUUUCCCAAAGUCUUGUUGUACUUCAGUGAAUGAAGUCAUCUGCCAUGGAAUUCCAGACAGACGGCCUUUGCAGGAAGGCGAUAUUGUUAAUGUGGAUAUCACACUUUAUCGAAAUGGUUAUCACGGGGACCUGAAUGAGACAUUUUUUGUUGGAGAUGUGGAUGAGGGAGCACGGAAACUAGUUCAGACCACCUAUGAGUGCCUGAUGCAAGCCAUCGAUGCAGUGAAACCUGGCGUUCGAUACAGAGAAUUGGGAAACAUUAUUCAGAAGCAUGCCCAAGCAAAUGGGUUUUCAGUUGUUCGAAGCUAUUGUGGGCAUGGAAUCCACAAGCUUUUUCAUACAGCACCCAACGUACCCCACUAUGCCAAAAAUAAAGCAGUUGGAGUGAUGAAGUCGGGCCAUGUAUUUACAAUUGAGCCAAUGAUUUGUGAAGGCGGCUGGCAAGAUGAAACCUGGCCAGAUGGUUGGACCGCGGUGACGAGAGACGGAAAGCGGUCUGCUCAGUUUGAACACACCCUGCUGGUCACGGACACUGGCUGUGAAAUUCUAACCCGGCGACUUGAUAGUGCACGGCCUCACUUCAUGUCCCAAUUUUAAUUUUUCCCAAGAUGGCACAUCUCAAUAAUACCUUCUUACUGUACUAUGCAUUUUAUUGAGAGUACAGAAAGGAAGAGGAAAUUUUUUUUAUCACUUGUUUUGUUUUGACUAUAGAUAAGAAAGGACUACAGCAUUUGAUAUGUGUCCUCAAGAACUUGUCUUGGAUUUGCGAAAGCUGAGAAGAAUAAAGAGAACAUUGCUCAA
Molecule: messenger RNA, 1474 nt
Organism: Cynocephalus volans (Philippine flying lemur)
Lineage: Eukaryota; Metazoa; Chordata; Mammalia; Dermoptera; Cynocephalidae
Gene: METAP1
Product: methionyl aminopeptidase 1
Exons: 12
Coding region: 200-1270 (356 amino acids)
Biological process (GO): proteolysis
Cellular component (GO): cytosol
Molecular function (GO): metalloaminopeptidase activity
Source: RefSeq, a predicted model, not a curated record